AUGGCUAGGGUUAGCUCAAGACCCUCCUACUUGGACAAGGUUCUGUAUCCAGGAGGGAAAGGGAAAAAUAUUAAUGGCACAAAAAUUGACUGAUGAUAAAAAAAGGAAAUUUUACAGGAUUCGGACGGGGAUAACCUGAUGCCUCCCCCAGAUAACUGGAUAACGACUCGCCCGCCGCCCAGUGUUCCACCAGGACCAGAGGCCGCCUUGAUGCCCGAUCCAGGGCCAGGUGAAGUUCCGGCACCAGCCAAUGCUCCUCCGCCAGCUCUUCCGGAGUUCAUAGAGCCGCCGUUUCGACAAGCUCCAGUCCCAGUAAUGGAGACCUCCGGUCAACGCCCCCAGAAUUCCACCUCAGCUGGACCUCUAGAUUGUAUCCACCUCUCCCGCCACAAUUAUACAUCAAAAGAGAAACAUGAUGAUGCAACAGUUUGCCCAGACCUGUGUAACUGAUUCACAGAAGUAAACAGAAGGUGUAAUUACAGCUGAAAGGCAGCAACUUCUGCAGGGAGAAGAAAAAAAGGAAAAUGUUCUUAAUAAAAUACUCUUGCCUUUA
Odocoileus virginianus texanus is the source of this 553-nucleotide messenger RNA. Lineage: Eukaryota; Metazoa; Chordata; Mammalia; Artiodactyla; Cervidae. The record is from RefSeq and is a predicted model, not a curated record.